Cercospora beticola is the source of this 2179-nucleotide messenger RNA. Its product is annotated as glycosyltransferase domain-containing protein. NCBI's taxonomy places the organism in Eukaryota, Fungi, Ascomycota, Dothideomycetes, Mycosphaerellales, Mycosphaerellaceae. The record is from RefSeq and is a predicted model, not a curated record.
CGUGUCUUGGUGCGCCUGCUGCUAAUCUCGACCCUGACACCGACCGACGUCUUGGCCAGCAGCGAUUAUCCGACUUUUCGAAGUCUACUUUUCUGUGGCUGCAGCAUCCUUUCCGCGAAAGCCAUGCAGGACUCCCGUCGCUAAUCCCUUUCCGGGUGGCACAGGAGAAGUCGUGGACCCAAAAUCCAAUUUUCCCACCCUAAGCACUGCUCAUCUACGCCAGAUGUGUCGUGCGACCUGUAGUUGGCCUACAGGAUAUGAUAUUCGAUACCUUCUGUGCCGGAACCUUGGCUGGAUAAACUUUGCGACACGAUACUGCACAGCCCGGAAGACAAGGGACAGGGAUCAAUAUGACCAUGCGGCAGCGGUCGUGGUCUUCGGCCGCUUCAGAAGCUGCUGCCAAAAAGGCAGAAGAGGCUGCCUCUCUUCUGACGUCUCAUGAAGGCCGUACGUCUGACCCUGGUACCAAUGAAGACGGAGGCUCGAGGACUGGCAUAAGAGCAAUCGUCAUGCUGCAAGGCAAGCCAUUUUUCUUCCUGGUUUUCACGUGGAUCUUAUUCAUUGUGUAUAUUCUUCAUCCUUCAUCACCGAGUUUAACAUCAAUUGCGACAGCCGUAAAAGAAGUAACAGAUAUCUCUGGGUCAAAACAGAACCAUACAAUCAGCAAAAACCCUCCAGCAAAUUUGCACCUCGUGGUGCCAGCAUCUAAGGCCGAUGUCAACCUCUGCAAAGUCAUGGUCAGCGCGGGAAUUCUGGGCUAUCCCGAUCCUGUUGUCGUGAAUUGGGGAGAAGACUUUGACGAUCCAAAGUAUGUCGAAGGUGGUUCCCACUUGGCCAAGGUGACUGGAAUAGCACAAUAUUUCAACCACCUUGACCCGGCAAAGGAUGAUGACCUGGUACUCAUGAUAGAUGGCUACGAUAUUUGGCUUCAGCUCCGGCCUCAGACACUGGUAGAUCGCUACUUUGCUGUCAACAAGCGAGCAGACGAACGCAUAGCCAAGGAACUUGGAACUGCUGCGAAGGAGCACAAUAUUCAUCAAGAGAUCAUCUUUGGGUGCCAGAAGCGCUGCUGGCCAUGGACAGAGAAGGAUCCGCCUUGCUAUGCUGUGCCGUUCUCCAGUCUUCCUGAAGACGUUUAUGGCCCGGAAACAGAUACAGACAUUGGAAACCAGGCGAACCCUUUCAUCAAGAUUCGCCCGCGCUUCAUCAAUUCGGGCGUGGCAAUGGGAACUGUCAAGGCGAUGCGCAAAAUGUUCAACCAGGCUCGCGACCUUCUCACAAAUGACCCCUUCGAGGCGAACAUGGGCUCAGACCAGUACAUCUUCUCCCACAUUCUCGGAGACCAGGAAGUCUGGCGUGAAGCUUUACGUCAAGACUCGCGCAACAACCUCCAAAAGAUGAAAGAAAAACUGGAAGGCGGAUACGAACCUCUGCACCCCUUCGUCCCAUCCCAUGUAGAAGAAGUCCGAAAGAAAGCCGCUCUCCGCCCAGACAAAAAUUUCGAGUUCGGCAUCGGUCUCGACUACAGAAUGGAAAUCGGACUCAACACAGUCUUCUCCGAAGAUGACACAGCCUGGCUACACUGGAACGACACAACAGAGCUCGAACUAGCCGAACAACGCGAAAACAUUCCUCCAACGCAUCCUUACGGAGUCACAAAUCAGACUCUCGCAAAGGAUAUCACAGACACACAGCCCCCGUUCUGGACCUUCAACCACGAUCCCAAAUUCCCACGCUGGAUGAACUGGACCGAAGUCCCAUUGUUCACGAACAUCUGGACAGGAAUUGUCCCCGCAGUCAUCCAUCACAAUGCACACAGAGACGGCCGCAAAGCUUUACGAGAGACGUGGUGGAAUGAAACUUGGUACGCGGGCUACACGAGAUAUCUGUACGAUGCGCAUAUUUGGGAACCCGUCAUGCCGAUUGCGUAUGGAGGUUACGAUGAAGAUAGCAUGAGGCAGUACUGGCCGGAUGAGAGAUGGAGAGGGGGUGGAAGGGUACCUUCCGCGAACCCGGAGGAAGACGAUUUCCAAUCAAGAUGGAUCAAAUUUGAUGAGAUCUGCAGACCAUUUCAUGAGGAAAUAUUUAGGGAUGGGAGGGGUGAGUGGAUUUUACCAGAUGUUCAUUAACUUAUGCUCCGUGUAGCAAGUAGACCAAGAUACUUCCAGCCAUUUGGGUA